AUGUUAUGGAACCGGCUGGGACAUCCUCUUCCCUCCUUUGCUAGGCGAGGAUUGACCAGACCACUUCGGUACAAUGGAAUAGUUCUGCAAGCCACAGGUCAGCGGUUCAAUUCCUCAAACCCGCAAAACACAGGUCAAUACACGCCCGAUCCCACCGACCAAAAUGAAUCGGAAGAGGGUCAGGGCAAGGGUCGCAAGAACGAUUCAGACCCCAAUUUGAAAAGUACAAUCUUGAAGAUGCUUGAGACCGCCGCAACAACCGCCGCUUCGAUUGCUAUCCUAGGUGCGGCGGGAUAUUCCUAUCACCAGUACUACAAGUACCUGAUCUUGGAUAAAAUGGACAACGCGUUCAAGCCAGGUGAUCCUGCUCUUGAGAUCGCAGGUGUAGUGUCGGGAAAACACCACUAUCGUGAUGAAGAGCAUUGGGUUGUUCGGGACGAGCAGCCUCGAAUUGACGACAUUGUGGCGGGACGACGUGGUGGUCAUUACUAUCUAAUUAUUGGUGAAAAGGGCACUGGAAAGACAUCAAUGCUCCUGGAAGCUAUGCGUAAGAUUGAUGGUAACAGCUGCGCUAUGUUUGAGGCCCAUGCGGAUCUGGAAAUCUUCCGGAUUCGGCUUGGAAAAGCUCUUGACUACGAGUUCCACGAGGAUUACAUCGGCAGCUUGUUCAGCAUCCGCGGCCCGCGAGACACCACCCCGUUGUUGGAUAUCGAGCGGGCCUUCAACAAACUGGAGAAAGUCGCGUUGAAAAGAAGACAGGGAGGCUCUCCUCCGCUUGUUCUCAUUGUCAAUAGCACUCACCUUGUCCGAGAUGAUCACGAUGGGCAAGACUUGCUUGAGAUGAUCCAGCAGCGCGCUGAGCAGUGGGCUGCAAGUGGGCUGGUUACAACCAUUCUCAACAGUGAUGACUACUGGGUAUAUGAGCGUCUGAAGCGCUACGCGACCCGUAUGGAGGUCAUUGCAGUUUCGGACCUUCCUAAAGACAAGGCAAUGACCGCGCUCUGGAAAUACCGCAAGCAGUUCUGCCAUGAGGAUCUGCCCGGUUCGGUUCUCGAGCACGUGUACGACAAAGUUGGUGGUCGCCUCUCCUUCUUGAAUCGCGUUGCCAAAUCCCAGGAUGUUUUGAAGACUUGCAAUGAGAUCUGUCAGGCCGAGAAGACCUGGUUUCUCAACAAAUGUUGGAUUCUGGGUAUGGAGAUGGAUGAUGAUGUGAUGGACGAGCAGAAGUAUUCAUCUGCUGCCAUGGUUCUAGCCAAAGCCCUCGUGGACCUUGAGAAGGACAUGGAGAAGAGUUACGACCCACACAAGGGCCACAUUCUGCCCGAGAUCCCUCUCCACAAAGCACGCGAGAUCAUGACUCGUGCCGAUUUCGUCCAGUCCUACGAUCACGAGAACAUCUUCACCAUCGAUUCACGAGCCAUGGUGCGCGCCGACUCUGUCCCCAUGCAGCAGGCCUUCCGAGAAAUCUGUGCCAUGGAAGGAUUUGACAAGCACCUGGAGGACACUCUGGAGCGCAUUGGUGACAUUGAGAGUCUCGGUCGCACGCGUGAACUGACAAUCAAGGAUCUCUGGGACAAUGGUAAGUACCGGAUCGUGGUCCGGGAUACUAAGGGACGCGAAAGUGGAACUGUGGAAUUUGCAGUUGCCGAACGCGAAGGGGAGGAUGAAGAUUAA
Messenger RNA from Penicillium subrubescens, 1674 nucleotides. RefSeq names its product ATP-binding protein. Bases 1 to 1674 code for a protein of 557 amino acids. The record is from RefSeq and is a predicted model, not a curated record. The transcript is spliced from 5 exons. NCBI's taxonomy places the organism in Eukaryota, Fungi, Ascomycota, Eurotiomycetes, Eurotiales, Aspergillaceae.